AUGGAAAAAUCUAGACCAAGGAUCCGGCGGUUCGUGGACCCUCUGACCUGCUGUGAGCGCUACUACACUCCCAGGGGGCGAUUUGUCCACACACACCCCCGCGGGCCCUGCUCCGACUGGGCCACCGACUUCGGGACUCCGUGGUGGAAGGACAGCCGGUACCAGGUGGGGCUGCUGUCGGACAAGGUCAGGUGGAUCCGGAUCGUCAACACGCUGACGUCCCAGGAGCAGCUGCUGGAGGUGUGCUCUGAGGAGACUCUGGAGGAGAUCCUGCACCGUUACCGGCGCUACAACAGCCAUGCCCACAGCUACACCUGGAAGCACCUGGGAGAAGUUCUGGACAUGACCAAGACGCUGAGCCAGAACGGCGUGGUGGACGAAGACCCGGAGCUGGACCGGCUGAGGCUGGACCGGGACAUCUUCACCCCCUCCAUCCUGCUCUACUUCAACGAUGACCUCACAGAGGGAUGAUGUCAUCGCCAUGACGCCAUCCUGGGUACGAGAUCCAGAUCUGGACCAGAUAAGUUCCCCAGGAUGAACCUGAGGAUCCAGCAGACUGACUCAAACAGCUUCAGCUGGUUUUCUUUCAGAGACGAUGAAGUAAAGGAUGAUUGGAAACUGUUUAAAGUCCAUAGUCGGAAUUGCUCUUCUUUCCAUCCCAUCAGUUUUGUUGGUGAAUUCAAGGAAAGUGUUUUUAUUGUGGGUCAAAUAAAUAUGUUUCUUUUCUCAUCCAAGCAAAGGACUCAUUUCUGAUUUAGACUCUAAUCAAAGCGUUCCUCUC
Cyprinodon variegatus (sheepshead minnow) is the source of this 781-nucleotide messenger RNA. RefSeq names its product cytochrome b5 domain-containing protein 1. Lineage: Eukaryota; Metazoa; Chordata; Actinopteri; Cyprinodontiformes; Cyprinodontidae. The coding region runs from base 1 to 471 and encodes 156 amino acids. The record is from RefSeq and is a predicted model, not a curated record. The transcript is spliced from 3 exons.